This is a messenger RNA of Entamoeba invadens IP1, 1116 nucleotides long. RefSeq lists its product as hypothetical. NCBI's taxonomy places the organism in Eukaryota, Evosea, Mastigamoebida, Endamoebidae. The transcript has 2 exons. The record is from RefSeq and is a predicted model, not a curated record. Bases 1 to 1116 code for a protein of 371 amino acids.
AUGGCUGAUUUGGAAUAUUCGCAACCCCACAAAAUUUUGGCGUAUCAAGAGGUGAACUUUGGUACUGAAGUUGUGCGUCGGGCUGUUUUAGUGAGGUCGGAGUUAGCAGAAGAAUCCGAUAUUAACUUAUGUCCAUCAGUCUAUUUACAGCGAUACAACCAAUCGAAUAUCAUCGGAUAUGGUCAAUGUAGAAGAGAUAGUCCACUCAUAACACAUUCAGGAAAGACAGUACUCUGUGAAGUCUUUUGGGUCAAAUCAGUCACAUUCCCUAGAAAGAUAUGGGUACACAGAAGAUUACUGGGGGCUGAAGCAGACGCUAUCUCACAUAAACUACUCACUAAACAUAACGUGUUCAUCUUAUACCCUUCACUUAAAACGGAAAUAUUAAAACCUGUAUUUAAAAACUCGGCAAUGGCUCUUACUCAACACUCAAAAAACGCAAAAAAUACUAGACCUAUGCCACUCAUCAGAGAGGUGCCGAUUCAUCAGGCUAAAAAAACUCAAGUCACUCAAAUGAUCAAACCACCUAAACCUGUUACAAUCGUUAAAGAACCUACUCUCCCUAAACAACGUUACAUCGGUGACGCAGUUACGUUGGAUUUGAUUAAGUAUAUAUUUGCAAUCGGUUCAGACUCUUUGGGACAAAGUGUUGGACUUAAGUUUUGUAUGGAAAAAGCUUUUCCCACAUACAAAGAGUUUCCUAUAAUAACACCAACUUUUGAUAUAGAAAAUUACGUUACCGAAGUAUUAAAAAUGAUCAAUGCGACAUAUCCCAAACCCGAGAACUACUUUUUCUGUUCACUCUUUUUGUUUUCUGUAGAAAUAGCUCAAAUAAGGCGGGAAUGGAUGUAUCGAUUUGAUCAGUUAGACGAUUUUAAGCGUCUUAUUUUCAACAUGCGAAAGCACUUUGAAAUGGUGAGUUUUGUUUUUACACAGCCGAUGUUUACGCUCUGUCAAAUUAUCUUUGAAAGAUAUUUCAUAAACGAGAAUGUUGACAUUCAAUAUUUAUUACUACAGAUAUCCGAGCCUUUUGUGUGGGGUCAGAUGGAGGUACGGAAGUUACAGUAUAGUUAUCGUUUAACCCCUCUUCCGAUGAAUCCAUUUUGUCAGCAUUAA